Ylistrum balloti is the source of this 6877-nucleotide messenger RNA. RefSeq names its product ATPase family AAA domain-containing protein 2-like. Lineage: Eukaryota; Metazoa; Mollusca; Bivalvia; Pectinida; Pectinidae. The record is from RefSeq and is a predicted model, not a curated record. Gene Ontology annotation, biological process: positive regulation of transcription by RNA polymerase II. The coding region runs from base 1 to 4485 and encodes 1494 amino acids. The transcript is spliced from 25 exons. Gene Ontology annotation, cellular component: nucleus. Gene Ontology annotation, molecular function: ATP hydrolysis activity; ATP binding; histone binding.
AUGGUGCAAACGCGACAUAGUACAGAGGCUAGUGGGGCAUCGCCACCUAAUUUAUUGUCCUUUGAACGGCGAAGUGUAAGGAAACCUCAACGACUUAUUGCUGCUGAUGAUGAGAACAGUGAUGACAGUGGUGUUGUUCAUAUAAGCAAGAGAUCAAGAUCUAGAGGACAUUUUGAAGAGCAAAAACCAUCGCCUUCCAGACCCAGGGGCCGUCCUCGCAGAAGGCCAGUUAUUUCUAGUGCUGAUGAUGAUAGUGAAGAUGAAGAUGAAGAUCGGCCGAGAAAAAGGAAGACGAUGGAAGUUCAACCUGAUGAAGACACUAAAGGAGAAGACAUGUACAGUCGUGUGAAGCGGGUGAAACGAUCCAUCAAGCGAGAUAUGUAUGGUAUUCCUAUCCCGGAGUCGGAAUCGGAAAACUCUGAUGAAGAUGAUGAUGACGAAGAGGAUGAUGAUGAGGAUGAAAAUGGGGAAGAGAAAGGAAGUGAUGAGGAGGAGGAAGAAGAAAAUGAGGAAGAGGAAGAUGAUACACCACCUCCAAGACGUUCAUACAAUCUUCGAGAAUACAAACCACGAACACAACUGUUUGAGGUACCAAUUGAAAAGAGAAAAACCAGAGUUAGCAUAUUCAGAGAAGCUUCACCACCUUCUCCAAUAUCAAAGCCAAGGAGAAAUGAAGUGUACCGAUCUCCAGCUCAUCGAACAAAGCCUGUUGGUCGAAGAAAGGCAGCUUACCAUGGUAACUCUAGUACCUCUUCAUCCUCAUCCUCAUCCUCAUCGGAUGACUCAAGUGAUGAAGAACGCUUCAAAAGGAGAAAGGCAAAAAGCAUGGCAAAAGCAAGAAACCAAUGUUUGCCUAUGAACAUGUCUGCUGAAGAUGUUAACACAUCAGGAGUACUCCGAGAUCGUGUCAAAAUUGGGUCAAGUCUCGCUGAUGUGGACCCAAUGAGUGUUGACAGAAGUACAACAUUUGAUAGUGUCGGAGGUCUGGGAAAGCAUGUGAGAGCCUUAAAGGAAAUGGUUGUAUUUCCCUUAAUGUAUCCAGAAGUGUUUGAGAAAUUCAAGAUCAGUCCGCCAAGAGGCUGCCUUUUUUAUGGACCUCCAGGAACAGGAAAAACCCUGGUGGCUAGAGCACUAGCAAAUGAAUGUAGCACAGGAGACAAAAGAGUAGCCUUCUUCAUGAGGAAGGGAGCUGAUUGUCUGUCCAAAUGGGUUGGCGAAUCAGAGAGACAACUUAGGCUUCUGUUUGACCAGGCUUACCAGAUGAGGCCCUCCAUUAUCUUCUUUGAUGAAAUCGAUGGUUUGGCUCCUGUUCGGUCUAGUCGACAGGACCAGAUCCACAGCUCCAUAGUGUCCACCCUUUUAGCCUUGAUGGAUGGACUGGACAGCCGUGGCGAGAUUGUAGUUAUUGGGGCUACUAACCGCAUUGACUCCAUUGAUCCUGCCUUAAGGAGACCAGGAAGAUUUGACAGAGAAUUUCUCUUUCCACUGCCUUCACAAGAGGCGAGAAGGCAAAUCUUACAUAUUCACACAAAAGCAUGGAAUCCUAAAUUGUUGGACAUGUUUGUAAAAGAAGUUGCAGAAAGGACAGUUGGUUACUGUGGAGCUGAUCUGAAGGCACUGUGUACAGAAUCUGCCUUGAUUGCACUGCGGCGUCGAUACCCACAGAUCUAUACAACAUCAGAAAAGCUCCAGCUGGAUGUCUCCUCAAUCAGUGUCAGUGCCAAAGACUUUUUCUAUGCAAUGAAAACAAUUAUACCUGCUUCUCAAAGGUCUGUUAGCUCGCCUGCCAGAUCUCUUGCCAACUACCUUCAACCAGUGCUCAAGAAAUUGUUUACAGAAACACUCCAAACUUUACAGAAUGUCUUUCCAAUUGUUCUAGCUCAACUUUCGAGCCUAGAUGCUCCAGCCACAAGUUCUCAGGGAGAUGGCAGCACUGCUAUUGGUGAUAAUGAUUUAUUAAGUGACGAUGAUGACAACAUGCCUAGUAUAUUUGAGCAUCGUGGUCCUGGUCGGCGUAAAAGUCAUACAGAAGGGACAACAAAGCAACAGUUCAUUAGUUUUACUAGUUACGCAUACAAAGAACCGUCCACACACCGACCUCGACUUUUACUGGCUGGCACCCAAGGGCAGGGUCAGUCAUCCCAUCUAGCUCCUGCCCUUCUCCACUACAUGGAACAGCUACCUGUGCAUGUCAUUGACCUCCCCUCCCUGUUUGCUGUUAGUGCAAAAACACCAGAAGAGUCCUGUGCACAGAUAUUUCGAGAAGCAAUGCGAAGUUCUCCAAGUAUUGUGUACAUGCCACAUAUCAAUCACUGGUGGGGUGUUCUGGGUGACACACUUAAGGCAACCCUUCAGAUGCUUCUACAGGACCUGGUGCCCACCACCCCAGUCCUUAUUCUGGCUACCAGUGAACAGCCCUACAAUGACCUUGACUUUCAGCUUCAGCUCAUGUUCAGUGUAUAUGCUGGAGAAGUGGUAACAAUGACCAACCCAAGUGAGGCCGAAAGAAAAGCCUUUUUCUCUGAUCUCAUUCUCAAUCAGACAAGACAACCACCUAGCCAGAAAACACAAGCUGCAAGGCGACUUUUAGAGGUCCUACCCAAAGCCCCCGCCCCAGAACCAAGGAAACUGACAGAAAAAGAACUUGCAGCUCUGUACAAUCAGGAGGAAGCUACACUGAGAGAAUUGCGUCUCUUUCUCAGGGAUGUCAUCAACAAACUGGGACGUGACAGGAAGUUUCAAAUUUUUGCCAAACCUGUUGACUUAGAAGAUGUGCCUGAUUAUACUGAGAUCAUCACAAAUCCAAUGGAUCUAUCUUCCAUGAUGUCUAAAAUAGACAGCCACAGCUACCAGACUGCUAAGGAAUUCAUGAGUGAUGUAAAUCUUAUUUGUAGGAAUGCCUUGGAGUACAAUCCUGCCACAGACCCUGCUGGACGAGCCAUUAGACACCGAGCCUGUGCUCUGAAGGACACAGCUAAUGCCAUCCUCAAUGCUGAAUUAGAUCCAGAGUUUGAGAAAUCCUGUCAGGAGAUUGUAGCCUCCAGAAAGCGAAGAGGUAUAAAUCCAUCAGAUUCAGCACCACAGUUCUGCCACACAUUACCAAAGAAUUCCCAUACACCUACCUCCUCUAGUCAACAUACGCCUGUAGCAAGGGCUGACGAUGGUCAUCGCACAAGUCGCCGGGCACGUGGUCUUAAUGCUGAAACAUCAUUGGAUCUAGAAAUGGUUGAGGCUCAGUGGAGAUUAGAAAAGAGAAAAUCUUCUCCAGUUAAGAAAGAGAAUGAGAACUCUAAAGUGUUAUCAAAAAAGCAGCUUUCAUCUUCAAAGAAAGCCAUUCAUUUUACAACUCCGUCUUCACAUAAAAGUCGUCCAAAGAAAAAAAUAGUGUGGAGUUACACAAAACGUCGCAGGAGAAAAAGGAGAUUCAAUUUUGAAAAUGAAACAAAUACAGAGGAGGAAGAAGAAGAUGCAGGAGAGGAAAAGGACCACAGUAUUUCUGUUGAUCUGACUCAAGAACUUCACAUAACACCAGUGUCUCACAGAGACUUGUCACCUAGAAGUAAUAAUGAAACUUCACCAAGGUGUGAUUUAUCACCAAAAGGACAAGUGUCACCUGUAGGUAGGAGGCGGACCCACUCUCCCCGCACAAAGGACAUUGAUCAGCACAAGCACUCGCCUGGCAUACCUAAGGCAAAUUCUUGUUUGAUAUCAGAUGAUGAAUCCAAAAUGGAUGUCUCUCACGGAGAUGUGAAAAACUCUCCAGUGUUUAGGAAAAGAGUUGGAACACGGAGAUGUAGUGAAGGACAUGACGAAGUAGAACAAUCAAGUAGUUUACAAAGCCCAAGUGCUAGUGUAACAUGUGAGCAAGAAUCUCAGGAUGAAAAUACAACCACCAAAGACAAAAUAAAUACCUCAAAAAAAAAAGAAGCUGCUUUAGAAGAACAUGUAACAGCAGGCAAGGACACACUAUCUAAAGACAGCAUAUUGUGUGUUAAUGGGGAAGUAGACAGUGGAGUUGGUAGCUCAGUGGAUAGUAAUGGUGACUCCUUGGAUGGUGUUGACCAGGCCAAACAGCUGAGGGGAAAGACAGCAACUGAGGCAACUGUCCAUGGAAAGGAGAAGGAAAAUGAAGAUCAGACAAAAAAUCUGAAGACUGUAGAACAGGAAGAUAGAGAACUAUCACCAGGAAUACGGAUGACAAGAUCACGACUCCAGACCAAGGAACAGGAGCGAGCAAUGGCCAUUCUGGAGGCUCCCUCUCAACCUGUGGUCAUUGAUGAGGAUAAAUUGGCCUGUUUAUUGGAAACCUUGGUCAGAAUCACAGAGAGCUUUGAUGUAGAGAAACUGGAGAAAUUGUACAGUAUGCUUAGUCAGUGUAUCUACCACCACAGAGAGGAGUUUGACAAAACUUUGCUGACAGAGAAUCUUGAAGACUGUGUAAAACGCUUCAGCCACUAUGUGAGCAAUUGCACUGGAUCUGUGUAACCAAUCAAUACUGCAGGGAAUUACUCAAUUAACAGUCUUUCAUUUUAAAGAUCACAGGAAUUUGGGCAAAAUAAACCUUCGCCCAGGAGCUUUUUGCUGUGUUGUUGGAACAGUGGUAAUAUUAUAUCUCUUUAAUUGAAAGAAAUCAAGUGUUUAACAUCCAGAAUAGUUGAAUCAGUAUUGUAAGUGAAGUAAGAGAUUAUCAACUGGCCGGGCCUAGUCCAUGCUAGAGUCCUAGAUCAUCUGAUUUCUUGUCAUAUUAAAAAUCCCAAAUACUGAUCGCUGUGAGUUACAUUCAUUCCAACAACAUAGCAAAGAAAGACUCUAGCAAUCUAGCUAUCACACUGCCAAUGAGUGGAUUUUUUUUUUUGAGAAGUAUUAUAAUGUUGAAUGAUGUGAACAUGUUGAUUUUGAUAUAGAUUAUAUUUUUCAAAGUAAGAUGAUUUGAGGUUAUGCAUGAAAUUGAUUAUGUAUCUGAUCACUCAUAACAGUUUAAAUUUGUAUGACAAGUUUAAAAUGCAUGUUGUAAGGAAUAGUUUGACCAUCUUUGGACACGUUGAAAAUAGUAUUAAAGGCAACCUAAAUGAAUGGUGAAGGUGACAGAAAAUACAUGUUUGAAAAAUAAAUGCCAAAAUAUAUUUAUUAAAUGUAGAAUUGAGGGCGAAAACUUUUUUAUCUAAAAAAUAAUUGAGAGUAGUAGUGACUCAAUGUUGUCUUUGGGACACAGCAAAUGGCAUCAACUUUUUUCCCUCACACUUAUAUAAAAAAUUUUGAACAUCAAUGAUAUAUUUAAAUUUAGUGCCUUUUAUAUGAGAUUUUUUUUUUUUUUGAGGUCACUGUACUGUAAUGAUUAACUUACCUCUCCAUAGAAAAUUCAGUAGACUUGAAAGUUGGUCGUUCAAUUGACCUUAGAUAGGAAUCUACUUAACAUCCUGUGAAAAGUGUAAACAUCUUGGGGUCCAUUGGAGCAUAGGAUUAAAACAAACAAGUCAAUGAAACUUAGAAUUUGGCUUGAUUUCAGUAUUAAAUGUUUAAGAACAAUUCCGGACAAUUUAUAAUUCUUUAAUAAGUGUGUAUUGAUAUUAUUCACUUCUUUCAUACACAUGUCUACUCUAGUAUAUGCACAUCAUACAUUUUGUGUGGAAAUUUUGAGUGAGAAGGGUUUGUUUGUUUGUUUGUUUGCACAUUGAUUUGGAUGAGAAAGAUAUCAAAAUAUCUGAAAGAAAAUUAGAGACAGAUAUAGAGACAAAAGACAAUUGAUUUAACUUUUAAACAUACUGCCUUAUUUUGUAAAUGUGCUAUCAUAUUGUUUGCCCCAUUUUCUGUUGUAUUUUUAUAUUGCUAAAAGAUUUUUACAAACUUUCUGUCGUAUGUGGACAUAUGUAUGAUGUGUGUUUUGGUAGUUGUGUUUUUUUCUUCUGAAGAAACUUGCCUCUGAAUAAAGCAGGGACCAGCAGCUUCAUCUGUAUUUACUGAUUUCUGGGGACCUAUGUAUAGCCUGUAUAUAUAUUUACUGAAAAAAAUAUCAAUGUGAUGUAUAUAAUAGUAAUUUAUUUCUUGUUUAAAACCUGUAAUCAGCAUGUUUGGUUGGGGUUGUUUUUUUUUUGGUACAAUAUAAAAGAUAAUCUGUCUGUAGAAUUCCACUUAGAGGGAAAUGGGGUUAUCAAUAAAAUGUGCACUAAACUAUAAACAGUUUUAUGCCUUCUUAUAUCAGAUACACAAAUUCAUUUUGAAAAUUAUGAAUGACACUAAUAAAAAAUUUAAAAAAUACAAAUGACGUGCAGUAAUUAGAAAUCUGUUGUGUUUAUUAGAUCAGUUUUACACAUAAGUGGGUUUUAUUUUCAAAAUUGAGAAGUGGAAAAACAUGUUUGACAAUAUUUCAAUUCAAUUGAAGUUAACAAGAUCUCAUAAGUAGAUACAAAUGUUGAGUGAGGCUCAGCGAGAUAAACGAGUGAUAAAGAUUGAUUUUAUGCAUCAGUAACUUUGUAAAUGAAUUGCCCUGUAGAAGGUUCAGCAUGAAAUACGAUCAGACGAUUGUCUAUUUUAGUGCAAUAAGUAUCUAUUUUUCUAACAUAUGUAAUGCGUCAUUUACAUAUUAAGUAAUCUGCAAAUGUUUGUGUAAUACAAGUGCUACCUAUUUGGCAGUAAAACAGCAAAGGGUAAAACAUUGAUUUGACCCAUGAAUUCCGAAAUAGAUCUCUUCCCUUCAAGGUGCAGUUUCCAAAGUAGAAACUUUAUUCUACCUCUUGUCUGUUGUUGAGAUCUCCCUAUCUGAAGCCUAAAUGGGUGAAAGAUUCUAUUAAUCAUUCAAUUUUAGUGCUCUGACAGUUUAUUAUGAAAUGAAACUGGGGGAAAAAAAGAAUGCUUUUUCUAUGGAUAUGUUUUAUUCAGA